AUCACACAGAAUUCUGUGAUUACCAUUAAGACAGUAGACAGUAUUUGAUCUCUGAUGGACUGACUGACAACUGAAGUGAAGUGACUGCUUGCAGUUGUUCUUGAUUGUUGUGUUCAUGUCUACUGUUACCUGAUUUCCAACAACAUAGGUAGAUUCUAGUGGCAAUUACUAACGAGGUGAAGAAUCCCUUUGCAGUAUUGUUCACCUGCAAUUAUGAAUUCUCAAAAUCAAUUUUAUCGCUAUGGGCAAAGCAAUUUCGACAGUAGCAGUAGUGGGGGUUUUGACCAAGGGUCAUGGCAACAACCACUACCACCAGCUCAACUUCAACAUUCACAACCACAAGGUGCCAGUGAACCAGUUUAUUAUUCAGGAGCUCCUCAGAAGUAUCAUUCGUAUCAGUCAAAUAGGAGUAACGAGACAGGAGGUGCAUCUAAUGGAGGCAUGGAUUCUUAUGCUCAUACUAUGGCCGGGCAGAGCAACUCUACGUUUCUAUCUAGUGAAGGAAGCCUCAACAAAGACAAAGGAAGUCGAAAUUCCCAAUUCCUACAAUAUCAGCAAAAUCUAACUACUGACACUAAUGUAUCAUCUUUUUCUAAUGCAUCUAGUAAUAUGCAACAAGUGCAGGAUGCUGGUGAGGGAAAUUAUUAUGGCUAUGCAGAUGAUUCGUUCAAUGCAAGUGGAAACUGGAUGGGAACAGAUUCAACAGGAGUCUCAAACACUGGUGGAAACUAUAAUGCUACUUACAGUGAUAUGACAAUGAUGAAUAAUUAUGAUGAGCAAAGUGGAAUGAUGAAUGAUCGAAACUCUGGAAUGGGUAAUGGCAAAAGAAUGGAAAGCAAUUCACAUAUGAGUACCAACCCUGGAAUGAUGGAUGGCAGAAAUAAAGGAAAUUUCAUGAGUGCUGGCAUGGGAAAUGGGGGAAAUAUGAUGUAUGGAAGCAACAACAGUAGUAACAGUAACAAUGCUUACAAUGCUGCCAUAGAUAACUCCGGACUUUGUAACAAUGGAACCGAUGUGUCUCUGGGUGUGAUGGAACCAUUUAGUGGAAACAAGUUUCAGUCUCAAAUGAUGCCACAAACUCAGACAGCUAAAGGUGAGAUGGGACAAUUUCCAAACUGGCAAGACUGCAACAGCCAAAACUACAACAGCAGACCAGUAAAUCAAUUUCAGGAUGGAAAUUUUAACAGUAACACUGGUAACACCUAUGGAAGGCGAGGAAAACGAGGCAGAGGUUUUGGUGCUAGUUCAAAUGGGAAUAGAUUCAAGGGUCCAGAUAUGUUUUAUCAGCCAGCUCGAAACAAUUUUAGUGUUGGUGGAAAUCAACAACUCACCGUGCAAUUGAACGCUACAAACCAUAAUCAGUGGGGUUUCCUGAGAAAAAACUUCAACAAGCGAGAUGAUGACUUAGCCCAGCAUCUUUUUGAGACUCAUGAGAAAUUCUGUCACAGUUGCAAGGAAAGAACUGAAGAAAGAAAGUCUACAAAGAGAAAAAAGAUAUCUGAAGAUGUAUCAGAACAAGAACAAGAAACCACAGAAGAGCCAGAGGAGGAAUUAACAGAGGAGGAGCUUGAAAUGAAGAAGUUGAUGGGGUUUGCUGGUUUCAAAUCUACAAAGGGGGCAAAAGUCAAAGACAACUCAUAUGCAGCUGUCUCAUGUGUAAAGUCUGAUGAUGGUGACCAGGACACUGAGACGAAGAAUGAAAGCUCAACAUUGACUGAUGAGGAAAGGAAAAUGAUUGAGUCUAUAGGUGGAUAUUCAGUGUUCUCAAAAGGAUCAUCAUCAAAUGAGGUCACUUCUCCUACUAGUUCUCUGACCUUUGGAGCCCCUGCAGUCACGAUGACCCCAAGAGAAGGAUCUGGACCCGGCUACUCAGACAAACCUCUAUUUGGCAGGAACAAGUCUCAGCAUAUAUAGUGGUGGGAAUGUGUAUUUGGCAGCUUAAAUCAUGAUCUAUGAGAUAUUAUGUUGUGUAGCCUUAGUUGUCAAAGUCCCAAAGCAGGUGCAAGGAGUAGGAGGGGUUUUGAUGUUUCUUCAACACCUCUCCUGCAAAUGAAGUCAGCAACUUUUGCUUCCUUAUUAUUAUUAACGCCUUAGUGAGUGACUAUCAAUCCAGUUGCUAGCUGACCACCUGCCAGUAUCAUGAUUGCGGCCAAUUUUUUAAAUGUAAGAAAAAGAAUACCUAUAACUGGAAUUGGAGGAAUUUUCAUUUUAACAGACAUCUGCUCUGUAAACAAUCAAAGAAUGUGUAAAUUUUGAUAAAAGAGAUUAUGUGGAGAACAAAGGUUAAAUUUACAGAAAGUUGGACAGGUUUGUCUUGAGAAAUGUUUCAAUGCAGGAAAUUUUCUCGUUGAGAGACGAAUUUACUGUGCAUUUAUCUUUAAAGUAUUACUGAAAAACUCUCCCUCAGCUUUCUAUAGCAAAAAAAAAUAUAAACAACAGGAGUAUUUUUAUAGUUUUAUAUGAAAGCAAAGGCUGGGACCAGUAUGGGUGAUUUCUUUUCUUGAACAAAGACUUCAGAUUUUUAAAGCUCAACCUUCAGCUGUUACAGAUGUACUUUUUGGAAUGCUCAUUGCUUCCAGACUUUUGCGAAGGCUGGGUUUUACUCUUCCUAUCUUUAAUGUUUCAUUAGUACUUUGCAGGGACUCAGCCAUAAAAUUUAAAACUUAAAUCUGUAAGUGUUAUGAUUAUGACUUCAUUGGGGGGGGGUUUUUCCUUCAUUUUAUCUCUGGCCUCUUAAAUUUUCAUUCAGGGAAUUUUGGCAGUCCAAAGUUUGUUCGAGAUUUUUACAAGACAUCAGUGUUGUGUUUGCUUUAUUUUACUCUUGAAGCAAAGGCUAGAUGGUCAUAAGUAUGGAUGGUUUUUGGUCUAUUACAAAUUACGUGAAAUAGAAUUGCAGGAAAGCUGAUCCCAAAGAGUUUUUCAAAAUAAAUGAUUUUAUUCUACGUUACUUCUUAGAAUUGCUUAUGUUAUGAUUUAUUUCAAUGAAAUAUGAAAGAUUUUUAAACCCUAGCUUCUGUUACUUCUAAUUUAUAUUUGUCAUGUAUCAAAAGGUACAGAAAUUACCAUUGACUAACAAGAGACUUAAAUAGUGCAUUUAUUGCACUGUUUUGAUGAUGUAAGCCGUGUUAAGGCUGUGUGUUGGGGGGGGGGGGGGGGUGGAAUAUUGGAUGUUAUCAUACAAAAGUUUUUUAAUUACAAGAAAAACAAAAUGCAUUGUAUUGAAACCAAGAUCUGUGACUUGUGUUAUUUUUUGUUUCCAUACUGGUAAUACAUUAUUUCAUUCAGGUGUAAGUGUGUUUUGUUUUGUUUUCUAUUCUAUGAAUGAUGAUACAGUGUAUGAUGAUUGUUGCAAAUAUUGUCAAGUGAUUGUAAUUCUAGUGGUUAUGGGGGCGAUAGUAAUCUGAAGGCCUGCUUGGUAUGAGCAGGCAAGGACUUUCAUUUUACCAUCAGCUUUUAUGUAUGAGAUGAAGUGGAGGCUAUAAUGGUAUUGAUUCUUUUAACAUGUCAAAAGCUCUGUUUGUUCAUUGUUUAUCUCACAAUUUCGAUAAUUGCUGGUUUGUUUUACUUUGGUGUUGUUCAAAAAUGGUAGCUCUAUCUAAGUCAUUUUCAGUGUUUACCAGGUGUUGUUGUGUCUAAUCAUGUCAUAGGUCCUUGUUGUUUCAUUAGAUUUUAUGCAAAGAUGAAUUUUCUUCUAGUGCAAUAAGUCUCAGAAAAACACUUGAGUAAAGAAAAUAUUGCUCCUGUUUAUUGUCAAAAGAAGAACUGGCACUCCUCAAGACAUUAUUAAGUAUUGGCGGUAAAGUUUGCUGCUUUGGAUAAAAAGGAGUAUCUUAAGUGAGUAAGUUACUGAAUAUGAGAAAGUGUCGCACUUGAUCUACUUGAUGUGGGCUAGUUACUGGAUAUUAUAAGAAAAAUAUCUUUUUACUUCUUUUUUAGGUGAGAUGAGAUUAAUGGUUGUAAUUCAUGUUCUUGCCACGGGGAACUAGUUUUUUAUGCAAAGUGGAUAUUUAAAAUAAUUAUCACUGUGCUCAAAGUUUCGUAGCUUUGAUUAAGCUAAGGUUAGUAUUUUAUAAUCAAAGUGUAGUAUCUUGUGGUGAGAAGUAAGUCCACAUUACCAUAAUUCACAUCCGCCCAUAUAUAUAUAUAUAUAUAUGGAACUUGCUAGGGCUCUAAUAUUAAGAUUUAUUCAAGAACAUGUUAGAAAAAUAAAAGGAAAUGACUGCAUCUGAUUUCA
Aplysia californica (California sea hare) is the source of this 4234-nucleotide messenger RNA. RefSeq lists its product as uncharacterized. Gene Ontology annotation, biological process: RNA splicing. Lineage: Eukaryota; Metazoa; Mollusca; Gastropoda; Aplysiida; Aplysiidae. The transcript has 7 exons. The coding region runs from base 214 to 1914 and encodes 566 amino acids. Gene Ontology annotation, cellular component: precatalytic spliceosome. The record is from RefSeq and is a predicted model, not a curated record.